Molecule: messenger RNA, 4212 nt
Organism: Tripterygium wilfordii
Lineage: Eukaryota; Viridiplantae; Streptophyta; Magnoliopsida; Celastrales; Celastraceae
Product: ubiquitin carboxyl-terminal hydrolase 13-like
Exons: 32
Coding region: 186-3566 (1126 amino acids)
Biological process (GO): regulation of protein stability; protein deubiquitination
Cellular component (GO): cytosol; nucleus
Molecular function (GO): protein binding; cysteine-type deubiquitinase activity; cysteine-type endopeptidase activity
Source: RefSeq, a predicted model, not a curated record
GUAAAACAGCCUCGAAGCCUUUUUCUCUGCAGCCAGUUCUUUCGGAAGCGUCUCUUGUUGCACAGCGUGCUUCGUUUCCUUUCCCUUACUUUCUCUCUCUUUAUCUCUCUGUGUAUAGUUUUUCUCCAUCUAUAUAUAUUGGUUACCAGAUUCGACGAUCGGAAGCUUUUCAUCCAUAUCCACCGAUGACUCUGAUGACUCCACCGCUAGAUCAGCAAGAGGACGAGGAGAUGCUGGUGCCCCAUUCAGAUUUGGUGGUAGAGGGUCCACAGCCGAUGGAACAUUUUGCUACUAACGAUACUCGAUCAGUGGCACAAGUGGAGCCUGCGGCCACUGUGGAAAAUCAGCCAGUGGAGGACCCUCCAUCCAUGAAAUUCACAUGGACUUUAGAAAAUUUCUUGAGGUUGAACACGAAGAAGCACUACUCUGAUAUAUUCGUCGUGGGUGGUUACAAAUGGCGUGUUCUUAUUUUUCCUAAGGGCAACAAUGUGGACCACUUAUCCAUGUAUUUAGACGUUGCUGAUUCCCCCACGCUGCCCUAUGGAUGGAGUAGAUAUGCACAGUUUAGCUUGGCUGUUGUUAAUCAAAUUCAUAACAAAUACUCGAUUAGAAAAGACACGCAGCAUCAGUUUAAUGUUCGGGAGAGCGACUGGGGAUUUACUUCAUUCAUGCCUCUCAAUGAACUUUAUGAUCCCAGUAGAGGAUAUCUUGUGAAUGAUACAGUUGUUAUCGAAGCUGAGGUAGCUGUUCGUAAGAUUAUGGACUAUUGGGCAUAUGAUUCUAAGAAAGAGACUGGCUAUGUUGGUCUCAAGAACCAAGGGGCAACUUGCUACAUGAACUCUCUCUUACAAACUCUCUAUCAUAUUCCUUACUUCAGGAAGGCUGUGUACCACAUGCCAACGACUGAAAAUGACAUGCCUACAGGAAGUAUUCCUUUGGCUCUUCAGAGUUUGUUCUAUAAGCUUCAAUAUAAUGACACCAGUGUUGCAACGAAGGAAUUGACCAAAUCUUUCGGAUGGGAUACAUAUGACUCAUUCAUGCAACAUGAUGUGCAAGAACUCAACAGAGUGCUGUGUGAGAAGCUUGAAGAUAAAAUGAAGGGUACUGUUGUGGAGGGAACAAUACAACAAUUAUUUGAGGGUCACCAUAUGAAUUAUAUUGAAUGCAUCAAUGUGGACUACAAAUCUACGAGAAAGGAAUCAUUUUAUGAUCUCCAGCUUGAUGUCACAGGCUGCCGCGAUGUUUAUGCUUCUUUUGAUAAGUAUGUUGAAGUUGAACGUCUUGAGGGCGACAACAAAUACCAUGCUGAAGAGCAUGGUUUGCAGGAUGCUAGGAAGGGUGUCUUGUUUAUUGACUUCCCUCCAGUUCUUCAACUUCAGCUCAAGCGGUUUGAAUAUGAUUUUAUGCGGGAUACUAUGGUGAAGAUAAACGAUCGCUAUGAAUUUCCGCUUCAACUUGACCUUGAUAGAGAAAAUGGAAAGUAUCUAUCGCCUGAUGCAGAUCGGAGCGUACGCAAUCUUUACACACUUCACAGUGUCUUGGUUCAUAGUGGAGGGGUGCAUGGUGGACAUUACUACGCUUUUAUCAGGCCUACCCUCUCAGAUCAAUGGUUUAAAUUUGACGAUGAACGGGUGACUAAAGAAGAUAUGAAGAGGGCAUUAGAAGAGCAGUAUGGUGGUGAGGAAGAGCUGUCACAGACCAAUCCUGGCUUUAAUAAUACUCCGUUUAAAUUCACAAAAUACUCCAAUGCAUACAUGCUUGUGUAUAUACGUGAAAGUGACAAGGACAAAAUAAUUUGUGAUGUUGACGAGAAAGACAUUGCUGAACAUUUGAGGAUAAGGUUGAAAAAGGAGCAAGAAGAGAAGGAGGACAGGAAAAGAUAUAAAGCACAGGCUCACCUUUUUACUAUGAUAAAGGUUGCACGAGAUGAGGACCUCAUGGAGCAGAUAGGAAGGGAUAUAUAUUUUGAUCUUGUAGAUCAUGAGAAAGUUCGUAGUUUCCGGAUUCAAAAACAGACAUCUUUUAGUAUAUUUAAGGAGGAGGUUGCCAAAGAGUUUGGCAUACCAGUACAACUACAGCGUUUUUGGAUAUGGGCAAAGCGGCAGAAUCAUACCUAUCGGCCUAAUAGACCAUUGACACAUCUGGAGGAAGCACACACUGUUGGACAAUUGCGGGAGGUAACAAUCAAGGCACACAACGCUGAACUUAAGUUAUUUUUGGAAGUAGAGCUUGGGCUGGAUUUACGUCCUAUUCCUCCACCUGUCAGAACUAAAGAGGACAUUCUACUUUUCUUCAAGCUUUAUAACCCUGAGAGAGAAGAAUUACGAUAUGUUGGGAGGCUCUUUGUAAAGAAUACUGGGAAGCCAAUAGAAAUAUUAUCGAAACUAAAUCAAAUGGCUGGCUUUGCUCCGGAUGAAGAAAUAGAAUUUUAUGAGGAAAUUAAGUUUGAGCCUACCGUCAUGUGUGAACACAUUGAUAAGAAGACAUCAUUUCGAUUAAGUCAGAUUGAAGAUGGUGACAUCAUUUGCUUUCAGAAAUGUUCUCAUCUUGAAAGUGAAAUAGGGUUUAGAUAUCCGGACGUGCCUUCAUUUUUGGAGUAUGUGCACAAUCGCCAGAUGGUUCAUUUUCGAUCUUUGGACAAACCAAAAGAGGAUGAUUUCUCUCUAGAGCUGUCAAAGUUGCAUACCUAUGAUGACGUGGUGGAGAGAGUGGCUCGUCAUAUUGGUCUGGAUGAUCCUUCCAAAAUCAGACUUACAGCUCAUAACUGCUACUCGCAGCAACCUAAGCCCCAGUCCAUCAGAUAUCGAUCACUUGAGCAUUUGCCAGAUAUGUUAGUCCACUACAAUCAGGUUAGCUCCGAUAUUUUGUACUAUGAAGUUUUGGACAUUCCUCUUCCGGAAUUGCAAGGUUUAAAAGCUUUGAAAGUUGCGUUCCAUCAUGCAACAAAAGAUGAGGUUGUUAUUCACAAUAUUAGGUUACCUAAGCAGAGCACUGUCGGAGAUGUGAUUAAUGAACUAAAAACAAAGGUAGAGUUGUCCCAUCCAAAUGCUGAACUUAGACUACUUGAAGUUUUCUAUCACAAGAUUUAUAAGAUCUUCCCUCCUAAUGAAAAGAUUGAGAAUAUAAAUGACCAGUACUGGACAUUGCGGGCGGAGGAGAUCCCCGAGGAAGAGAAGAACAUAUGCCCGCAGGAUCGCUUGAUUCAUGUUUGUCAUUUUACGAAAGACUCUGCACAGAAUCAAAUGCAAGCACAAAAUUUUGGGGAACCAUUUUUUAUGGUUAUCCAUGAAACUGAAACUUUGGCGGAUGUUAAAUUACGAAUACAAAAGAAAUUACAAAUUGCAGAUGAGGAAUUCUCGAAGUGGAAAUUUGCGUUUAUGUCAUUGGGUCGUCCAGAGUACCUACAGGACUCUGACGUAGUAUUUACUCGGUUUCAGAGAAAAGAUGUGUAUGCUGCUUGGGAGCAAUACCUUGGAUUGGAGCACUCAGAUAAUACUCCCAAGAGGGCUUAUGCAGUAAAUCAGAACCGUUACACAUAUGAGAAGCCUGUUAAAAUAUACAACUAGUAAAGAGCAGUUAAUCCUCCGCCAGCAUGUUGGGGGAAUUGCACUUGCUUCUCGCCACAACAGAUUCCUGCCACAAUUCCAUUGUGGAACUCGACAUGAUGAUGCCGGACUGCAUAUCCGAGAGGGAAAAAAACGAAGCUUUCAUUGAGGUUCCCUCUGUAGGACUGGAUUGGUUUCGGCUAUAUUAUUUUUCCCAUUGUGGGUUUGGGAAAGGGAGCAAGUGUAUUCUUAGUGUAGUGUGUUUUUAUGUUCUGACACCCAAUUUGCGCCCUUUGUUCUUUCUAGGCCUUUCUCAUCAUGAUGAUACCUACUUGAUUUGAGAGAAGGUGAUGGCUUUUUAUAUACAACUCCUGUGUAAUUGUAGACGUAGAUAAGAGGAUUUUGAUGACGGGUGGUACACCGGGUAUAGUUGGUGGCCUUUGAGGUGGCAUUUUUUUCCUUCAACUUUUUUUUGGGUUUUAAUUUGAAGAUCUAGGGAAUUUGCUUGUAAAAUAGUUUGUUUUGAGUUAAAAAGUUAUGGGCGUAGGACUGUCGGAACUAACCGUAUUGUUCUGCGUCACAAAUUAUCUUUGUGGCUGCUCCCGUAUACUUAAUUUAAAUUGUUGCUCGCCUUCAAUCAGUAAUAUUAUUGUUCUUCAUUUGGGUU